Molecule: messenger RNA, 3356 nt
Organism: Oryzias melastigma (Indian medaka)
Lineage: Eukaryota; Metazoa; Chordata; Actinopteri; Beloniformes; Adrianichthyidae
Gene: dpf3
Product: D4, zinc and double PHD fingers, family 3
Exons: 11
Coding region: 29-1159 (376 amino acids)
Cellular component (GO): nucleus
Source: RefSeq, a predicted model, not a curated record
UCCGCCUGUCCCGUGCAGCCAUUGGUCCAUGAAUUUACCCCGCGCUCUGAUUGGCUCGUGCCAUAGGUUUCCCUCAGAACUGCAGGACGCCGAUAUUGCGUUACAUUGUAGCAAAAUGGCGGCUGUCAUUCAGAAUCCACUAAAAGCAUUGGGUGACCAGUUCUAUAAGGAGGCUAUUGAGCAGUGCCGCAGCUACAAUGCCCGCCUGUGUGCUGAGCGCAGCGUCCGCCUGCCUUUCCUGGAUUCUCAAACCGGCGUCGCCCAGAACAACUGCUACAUUUGGAUGGAGCGCCACCACCGCAGCCCUGGGGGUGCUCCGGGGCAGAUGUACACAUACCCCGCCCGCUGCUGGAGAAAGAAGAGGCGGCUGCACAACACCACAGAUCCUCGCCUGGGCAUCUACGGCCUCCAGCUCGAUGGAGGCCUCAUGUCCAGAGACUCUUUGCCCAACCAGAGCACGACACUGGAGGCUCUGCUACGAGGAGAAGGUCUAGACAAGAGGAACAACUCUAAGAACGAUGAGGAGAGCCUGCUGGAGAUUCAGAGGGUUCUGGAAGCAGAUGCAGCAGAAGAUGCCUUCAAUGAUGACGAUGACUUCGAGGUGGACACCCCAAAGAGGAGACACCGGGGCAAAGGACGGGGUCGUGGUUUGGGGCGCAGGCGGACCGAUCUGGAUGACGAUAAGCCAUAUGUCUGUGACAGCAGAUACAAACAGAAGCAAAAUUCAAAAACUGCAACUUCAGUCUGUGCAAAACGCUACAGGAACCGCACCGGACUGAGUUACCACUACACCCAUUCCCACUUGGCAGAGGAGGACAGAGCUGGGGAGAGAAGCACCGUGGCGUCCCGCUCCCCCAGCGCUCCACAGACCGACCGGCACAGACGUCCAAAGGGUCCAGGCGGGUCCAGCAUUCCCAAUAACUACUGUAACAAAUGCCAGGGCUCAAACAAGAAAAUGCUCAAGCCUGGGUUCCCCUGCUCCGACUGCCAUCGCACAAAUGACCGCGGCGAGGAGAAGGAGGACGGGGCGUUCGCCGGCGCCGAGGAGCUCUUCGGCACCACAUCAGAGAGCGACACUUCCACCUUUCACGGCUUUGAGGACGACGAGCUUGAGGAGCCGGCCACAAACGGCAACGGCAUCCCCAGCCUUCACAGAUAAAGCAGAUCCGCCUGCACAUCUGAUCAGAACUGACAUUUUUUAUAAGGAGUAACCUCUGGCAAAAAUCUGCUGCUUCUUUCCAAUUUUUUUGUUUGUUUGUUUGCAGAAAGCACAAAUCGAUAAUUUCAGGAUGGACAUGCAAGUGGUAUUUUAUCUUUGGACUGUUGUUAAGUAAUUUAUGAACAUUUUUUUAAAGACAUAAUAUACAGUAUACAUGAACUUUGAAGGCAGUGAAAGUUAGAGUUUCCUGACAAGUGGCUGUGGAGAACUGAAGAGGUCAGUGCGUGUGUGGAGAUGUUUUUUUGUCCUCCUUAGCUGGAGAAGAAGCAGCAACAAGAGCAAAAGACACUGGAGAAAUUCACAACUUUUUUUUCUUUGUAAUGAAAGACUACUGGACAUUUUUAAGUCCGUAGAAAGAACUUUGAAGGCCGAACUUUGGAUUAAACAUGUGAAAAUGAAGGAACCAUUAAAAGCCACAAGAUGAAGAAGCCUUUCAAAUCUCUAAGGAACGGGAGCGUCAUGAAUGCUAGGAGCAGUCACACAUUCGGUCUGGAACUGAGGCAGAUAACUGGCGAAAAAACACUUACACCCUCAAAAAAAAGACAGACUUCCUUUAAAUUUGGGCCUAAAAGCAACUGAAACAGAUGACUGGACAUCCACUUCUUCUUCUUCUUCCACAGGCUGUGUGGCUUCGCUGAAGCGACUGCUCCCUCCGUGAAAUGAAUGAACUCUUGAAAUGUGAGCAUCCGGCUUCGUUUCAGCCUUUCCUGCACCGGCUGCAGUUCCUCUCUGAACUACCAGAACACUAAAGGCCAGGCCUUUGGACUCUUCGUGCCCAACGGGUGCAUUUUGGGGCCCCAGCGGCCCGGCCCUGCUCUGUGACCGCGUGUCCGCUGCGUGAUCGGAUGCGACACCGAGACAUCAUUACCCUCAUCACUGUGCCAGCCUGCCGCUCUGCACUGGAAAAACCAGCUUUGACAGCCAUGAAUCCUCCCUUCAGACCCCGCCCCCCCUACAACCUGCAGCCAUAGAGACGGUGCUGAAAUCCACCACUAUCACACACAGACCUCUGGACUACUGAUGCUACAUGAACACCAACGUCUCCCGCUUCAGUCUAUUUUUCUGCUUCUGCUUUCAGAUUUCAAACCAAUCGCAGCCCAAUAUUUUUGCACCUUUUAAAGACAAAAAAAAAAUGCUUCUCGGGUAUGUUCAGACUUUACUGCUGCCUCUGUCCUGAUGAGUUGCACAAAAAAACCCAGAUGUCUCUCUGUUCUCUGCUGUCGAUUGUUAGCUGCUCUGCCCUGAUUUAUGUGAUUGUAUUCAGACGAUGAAGAAUUCCACUAAAAGAAUCCCUACUUGGGCGACAAGAAACUGCAAUAACAAGCUUCAGCUUUGCCUCUUCUUCUUCCUCGAUUUGUCACCUCCGGUUUAUUUCAAAAACACAUUUGAACUCCGUGUUUUUGAGGAAUUCCCAGAUUGCUUCAUGAGAUUGAGAAAGUGCUUUAAGUACUGUAUGAGGCGCCGUUUAGGUCCACCGCUUGCACAUUCAGUAUAAAAGAGGUUCAUCUCUGAAGAUCCAGCACAGGCGCUCCGUUCCUGACGCUAACCAUUAAUCCUGUGCGUCUGAUAAGACUCGCUUGUACAUUCAGAGCAUCUCUCUUCCCUCAGGGACCCUCCACACGGCAGUUUAUCUCCACUGGACAAAGAAUGCAUCAGAAACGUGUCCUCUGUUUGUGUUUUUUUUUUUUUUUUCUUGUACCAGCUGUGGGGUGUUUCCAUAGUAAAAUGGGUCAUUGUGCGUCUUAUCUUCCAAAGUUGCUUCAGUCAGUGAAAGCACGUGUCAUACUGUUUUGUUUUUUUUGUGUGUGUGUGUGUGUGUGUGAAAUGUUUCUGUGCAGCCCUGAACAAAAGGAAAAAGCCCCUGCAUUUGCAAUGUCUGCAUAAAACGAUGUAUCUGCUAUCACUGAAGAGCCUGUUAUACCUCGUCAAAGACUCAGCAAUAGGCCCUGGUACUUUAUUCAUAUUUUUUGUGAAGUCUGCAGGGGGGAGUAGUAAGGAAGAGGAGUAGAAAUGAACAUCAUAGAGUAGGGUAUCUUUCUUUUUUUCUGCUGUAAAUACAAGUCUAAAUGGAGCGAAUGAAGAAGUCUUUGUUAAACUAUUUUUAUUGUUCUGGAAAUAAAGAAAAAAUAGCAAAUGA